AAACUAUUCGGGGUAAAUAAAGGGGACUGGACAGUCAAGUGAGUCAGGAACUCUCGAGCUAAAGCUUGUGCAAUCGAUCGGAAACUAUCGGUCCCGAAUCACACUAGACAGAGCGGAGAAACCGAGACGUAAUUCCCAGCUGCUGCAAGCAUGGCGACUGCGCUACCUCCGGCACCCGCCGAACUGGACAUCCACAGAGCGCCCGGGGCUGAGCCGUCACCCCGGGACGCUGGCGGCUUCGUUGGUCUCCCGUCGACGUCCUCCGCUGCAACAACGGGCACUAGAGUGAAACCUGUGACACUGUGUGUGUUCACGAUGAAGGAGGGAGAAUCGGUGCAGGCAGUCUACCCGUCUGGCCGGUUCACCACAGUCAGUCAGAUCCACGAAACAGUGAUGGCCGCACUUGGCCUGCCCUCCGAAGUCGUCGACUGCUUCAGUAUUUGGCUCUCCUCCAAACACCUCCAGCUCCAGUUGAAAUCCUAUCAUCUCCCGUGCAAGUUGUUCAAGAAGUGGAAGGAUCUUCUCUCUCAGUACACCAACACCGCCUACGACGACAUAUGCCAAGACGAGCCAAUUCUGACAUUCCAGAGAAACACCUUCUUCCCUCUGAAGGAGGAGAGGAAGAUGAUCGAUCCAAAGAAGAAGAGUGAGAACGAGAAAGCCAUUGACCUCCUCUACAAUGAGGCUGUGUUCAACGUGACUAAAACCCGCUACCCUCUAGAGGAGACCGACUAUCACGAACUAGCUGGAUCCAAGCCGCCACUUUUGCCGUGGAACACCCGGGAGAGGGACUAA
Molecule: messenger RNA, 795 nt
Organism: Geodia barretti
Lineage: Eukaryota; Metazoa; Porifera; Demospongiae; Tetractinellida; Geodiidae
Source: the annotation of a GenBank genome assembly